Messenger RNA from Colletotrichum orchidophilum, 645 nucleotides. RefSeq lists its product as uncharacterized. The transcript is spliced from 2 exons. Bases 1 to 645 code for a protein of 214 amino acids. NCBI's taxonomy places the organism in Eukaryota, Fungi, Ascomycota, Sordariomycetes, Glomerellales, Glomerellaceae. The record is from RefSeq and is a predicted model, not a curated record.
AUGAAGAUUACUACCGUCACCGGCGCCCUCGCCUUUGCCCUCUCCGCCGCCGCCGCCCCCGGCGCCGUCACUUCCACAAGCAAACGUGGCGGCAAGGCCACCUGCCCCGUCAACGCCGCCCAGCCCGAUGGCAGCCUCGGAAGCUCCUACGUAUCAACCAGCCUUCUGGUCCCCAUCUCCAAAAACCUGCCCAAUCUCGCUUUCCCGGCGACUCAAUGGGCGCAGGUGACGCCCAACGAUGUCUGCACCGUCUUCAACCUCGAGUUACCCGUGGCUCAGACUCAGGGCAAGGUGUGCAACCUCGUCUUCGACUUCCCGUCCUGGGACCAAGCCCCCGGAAAGUUCGUUUUCCUGGGCCCGGGUACCUUCAAGUUCACCGGCUACGCUAUCGGAGUCGGGGCCGUCGCCGGCCAGACCACGUACAACAAGCAGCCCGCUCCCGGCCCUAGCCCGCCGAACCCCCCGCCGACGAUGACUCCGGGACACAGCUAUAUUGUGAACAGUGCCCCGUGCGGCAUUCCGGCUGAGGUGCCUGGCAGCGUGACUGUUUCAGGAAGUCUUUGCUCGCCGGAUACCACUUUCUCUUUCCAGCAAAGUCACAAUGGCUGCCCGUUGGGAUUCUUCGUCGUCUUUACCGAUGCGUAA